Seminavis robusta is the source of this 1560-nucleotide messenger RNA. The record is from the annotation of a GenBank genome assembly. Lineage: Eukaryota; Bacillariophyta; Bacillariophyceae; Naviculales; Naviculaceae.
AUGGACCUCUCUGCUGUAAUCGCCGCCAAGGCUGCCCAGCAGAAAGAUAUGAGUAGUCAACCACCCGCAGUGGGGGCACCGGCUCCUGCUGCUCUGGGUGGGCCUGUCCUAGGCGCCCCUGCGCCAGCUCCAUUCAACCCAUCCUUUGGUGGAGCUCCAGCCCCAGCCAUAAUGGGUGCACCAGUUUUGGGAGCUCCAGUGAACCCUCCUCCUGCUGCUCUUGGGACACCUGUCUUGGGCGCCCCAGCCCCAGCGCCCUUUAGUCCUUCUUUUGGUGGAGCUCCACCUGCCAUGUUGGGUGCACCAGUUCUAGGAGCACCUGCCCCUGCUCCUGCAGCUUUGGGGGCGCCAGUUCUUGGGGCACCAGCUCCAUUCAGUCCUUCUUUUGGAGCCCCAGGCCCUGCUGCUUUGGGAGCACCAGUGUUGGGAGCUCCUGCCCCGGGAGCACCAAUGCUGGGGGCACCAGUGCUUGGAGCACCAGUGCUGGGAGCACCAGUGCUAGGAGCCCCAGUUGGAGCUCCUGCCCCCGCUCCUGCAGCCUUGGGGGCGCCAGUUCUUGGGGCACCUGCUCCAGCUCCAUUCAGUCCUUCUUUUGGAGCCCCAGGCCCUGCUGCUUUGGGAGCACCAGUUUUGGGUGCCCCUGUGUUGGGAGCUCCGGCUCCUGCCCCAGCGAUGCUGGGCGCCCCAGUUGGAGCUCCUCCCCCAGCACCUGCAGCACUGGGGGCUCCAGUACUUGGGGCACCUGCUCCAGCUCCAUUUGUUCCAUCAGGACCUGCUCCGGGUGCUCCAUUGAUGGCACCUGCACCAAUCCCUGCAGGCCAAGUAAUGGUCGAUUACUCGGAUACCACAACAAUCAAAAAACAGGACGAAGCAGUAUUUGUCCCAGGAUAUGCCCAGCAGAAGCUAAAAGGAACAGGAGGCAAUCACAAGUUUGCAAUUACGAGCGCACCUGUUCCAGAUAUGCCUGAUAAACCAGAGGAAGUGGCUGCUCUACCAGCCCCAGUUGGUAUUCGUGGAGGAAACACCACUGAAGCUGCCGCUCCUGUUGCGUAUGUCCCAGAAAAGACAAUGACACUUAAAUCCACACCAGCGGAAGCAGCAGAAGCGCUACAACCCUCCACUGCUCCGGCUCCAGCACCUGUGCCAGCGCCUGUGCCAGAGCCAGCCCCAACAGAGCCAGGUACUGCUCCUGCGCCCGCACCAGAGCCAAGCAUGAUGGUGGCUCCAGCAGUCGCUCCAAUGGAAAUUGCCAAUUCCGUACCGACUCCCCCCGAUACAUCAACACCAGCAGUACCAGGAGAUGACACUGCCGAAGCUGAACCUAGAGAAGCUGCUCCUGAGGAUGGUGAAGGAGGAGGUGCUGACGAAAAGGGUGCAAUUGUGAAUGUGAAGAAGGAGACUGGUCCUGACGGCGAAGAAAUUGAAAUUGUUACAACAACUACGGAGAAAGAUGGUGUCAAGACAACAAAGAUCAAAACGACAACCAAAAAGAAGGUUGUGAAAGAAAAAGACGUAGGGGACGGCAAAGGUUACUGUGCUGUUUUCUGCACCAUCAUGUAG